This is a messenger RNA of Dentiscutata erythropus, 451 nucleotides long. The record is from the annotation of a GenBank genome assembly. NCBI's taxonomy places the organism in Eukaryota, Fungi, Glomeromycota, Glomeromycetes, Diversisporales, Gigasporaceae.
AUGCCUCGAUUAACCUCUAACAAACCAUUUGAAUGUACUAUUUGCAAAAAAAAAUGGUACAAAUCCUCAGCAGGACUUUCAAGAUAUGAAAAUGCUAAGCAUAAUGAUUACAAGACACCUCCUAUUCAACAGUAUAUUCUGCCAGAAAAUGCUAUUAAUAAAUGGAAGAAAAUGCUAGGUCAAUAUUUAGGACUUUUUAAAAAGCAUUUAACUUGGGUGUUUAUUAACAGAAAAGUAUAUAGAUGUGUUUUUUCAGGACCUAACACAUAUCAAACUAUUAGUUCAAUAUUAGAUAAUCAAUAUUGGGGUGUACGGUACUAUAAAUGUAACCAGGUUUCUUAUGUUGUACUACUUAUUCAAACAACUGCUAAAAAUUUAGUUCCAGCUUUAGAUGCCAUACUUGCAAAAAAAGCAGCUAAGAAAAAAAAAAAGCAAGGUAAUAUUGAUAAAG